AAACGAGUGAUUCUCUUCUCCCCCAUCAUUUUAAGAAAAGAAGAUUUCACAAAUAUUUGGAUAUAUGUGUAUUAUACCAAUAAGUAUACGCAGGUUCGCGAUCGUAGCAAAAACUUAUUCGAAAUAGUGCAGUGGUGGUUCAUAAAGAAAAAAGUCGAUUCAACAUAUUAUCCUGUGUUUUUGAGAAAAAAUAAAAUAAAAUGAACGAGACAACGAAUUCGUCUUUUACAGUUGCUAACGAAGAAAAAGAUACCAGAGACGAGAACCUUGCUAAAUGGGAAAUAGUGCUAUUAGCGAAUAUAUUAAUUUUCACUAUCUUUGGAAAUAGUUUGGUAUUGUUGUCUUUAUAUUUAAGAAAAUAUCGUGCCCAUAAAAAACUCAGUAGGAUGUAUUUCUUCAUUAUGAAUCUUAGUAUAGCAGAUUUAUUGACAGGUCUGCUCGACGUCCUACCUCAGCUUGCUUGGGAUAUAACUUUUAGAUUUCAGGGUGGGCUGGUGCUCUGUAAGUUGGUGAAAUUCUUUCAACCAUUCGGCCUUUAUUUGAGCUCUUACAUUCUAACAGCAACGGCGAUCGACAGAUAUCACGCAAUUUGUCAUCCUUUAAGUUAUUGCAGCGUUACAUCAAGACAAUCUAGAAUAAUGGUUUAUUGCGCUUGGUCCUUCGCAUUGAUUCUCUGCAUACCUCAAUUAUUCGUGUUUUCGUAUCAAGAAGUAAUGCCAAGAAUUUGGGACUGCUGGGCAACUUUUGACAUUCAGUUUGGUGAAAAAGCUUACGUCACGUGGUACAGUCUAAUGGUCUUUCUCUUACCAUUCAUCGUUCUCGUAUAUACCUAUGUUGGAAUCUGUGUUGGUGUGUGGCAAAGUAAUAAGAUGUCCGGUGCCGUCGACGAUAGAGCAUAUAUUAGAAGCAUCAGCAAUUAUUCUCGUAAUCGAAGUUCAUUUAUCUCUAAGGCGAUGAUCAAUACCGUUAAGCAAACUAUAGCUGUAAUCACUCUCUAUGCUAUAACAAGUAUUCCGUUUAUUGGAUGCGAACUCUGGGUAAGCUGGGAUACCAAAGCUUUCGAAUCCUCUUUCGCAAAUGGCCCCGCGUUCACGAUCCUAGCCCUUUUAAACAGUUUAACCAGCUGCGUUAAUCCAUGGAUAUAUUUAUCAUUUAAUCGAGAACUACGUCAGACGCUAAUGAAUUAUUUCUGCAAUCGUAAUGAGCAUUCGCAGAAAUAUUACGGUCAGAGAAUGAUGCGUCGCAGUGACUCGAACGACACGUCGACGAGGAUAUCGUUGAUGUCAAGGAUAUCGCGAUAUACUAGUUCAAUAAUUCGCCGUUAACGAAGAGGACUCAACGAUAUAUAGGAGCGAAAUAAAAUCAAAAUGCACAUUCUCGUCUCUUUUUGGCGAUAGGAACAAGUGUGUCGUCGGGAAAAAAUAUUAAUUAGUUUUUUAUUAUGAUCGAUACGUUAAGGAAAUAUUUUAUUUUUUUUUUAUACCACUCCGACGUAAACGCACUCUAGCAAAUAGGCGCAUUCACAAUUUUUGUACUUUUUAUAUACAUAUCCAUUACACAUGUGCAUUACGCUCGAAAGCUCAUAAAAAUUCAAAACCGAUGUAUAAUAAUAUUAUAUUAUACAUACAUAAGUGUGUACUUGCGUGUAAAUAGGAAUUUAUACAUGCAUAUAUAUUAUUAUAUGUACAUGAUGUACAUGCUUGUUUUGCGUAGUAAAAUGAGACGAAAAAGAUUCGAUUUGAAGCGUGCUCACGUUGAAGUAUUUUUGAGGACGUUUUCAACUCGUAAUUUCCAUCGUUUCCUCUUUUCAACGAACGACAUUCUUACCGAACUGUUAUACUUACACGGUUCUGCCUCAUUAGUAUUUCUAUCGAACGAGCGUCUAUUAUGUUUCGAUGUUUGUAUUCCCCAUGUUUAUACCGAUCAUCUCAGGGAUUCUCACGGCGAUUGUAAUAUCCCACGCCAGGAGCGUGCACUGACAUAAAAUAAUUAUUUUUCUCGUAUAUUUUUCGUUAAACAUAGAAAAGAAGAGAAAGAAAUGUCCCCUUAAAAAAUAUCCUGAGCGACAUCUUAAUUAACCUAAUUGCCAUUGUCUCGAUCCUUUUCUCUAUGGAUAUAUUAUUCGAAAUGCGAUACUGACUCGUUGAAAAUAAUGUAAAAAUAAGAACAAAAAAAAUGAAAAAA
This is a messenger RNA of Polistes canadensis, 2184 nucleotides long. RefSeq names its product vasopressin V1a receptor-like (gene AkhR). The record is from RefSeq and is a predicted model, not a curated record. Gene Ontology annotation, cellular component: membrane. The transcript has 7 exons. NCBI's taxonomy places the organism in Eukaryota, Metazoa, Arthropoda, Insecta, Hymenoptera, Vespidae. Gene Ontology annotation, biological process: G protein-coupled receptor signaling pathway. The coding region runs from base 201 to 1325 and encodes 374 amino acids. Gene Ontology annotation, molecular function: vasopressin receptor activity; peptide binding.